Molecule: messenger RNA, 2441 nt
Organism: Larimichthys crocea (large yellow croaker)
Lineage: Eukaryota; Metazoa; Chordata; Actinopteri; Sciaenidae
Product: claudin-4
Exons: 3
Coding region: 194-1087 (297 amino acids)
Cellular component (GO): membrane; bicellular tight junction
Molecular function (GO): structural molecule activity
Source: RefSeq, a predicted model, not a curated record
GACGAUCUUUAUUUCAACAGAGACAAGACACAAGAAAUGCUCUCCUGGAAAAAUCUGCCAAGAAAUAUUACAGAUUAUAACUUUUUCAGGCCUCAUGGUGGAUAUUUCUGGUGAAUUAGCAAGAUUUUUUUAUUUAUGUAUUUUUUUGUAUGUCUGUUUUUAGUCUACUGCUGAAGAGCUUCCUAUUUUUUAAAUGGAGGGACAGGGCAAGCAGAUUGGGGGUCUGGCACUGGUUAUGAUAGGUGUUUUAGGAGUGUGUUUGGCAUGUGGACUGCCAAUGUGGCGGGAGACAUCUUUUGUGGGAGCAAAUAUUGUGACUGCACAAUCGGUGUGGGAUGGUCUGUGGCUUCACUGUAUCAUUCAGGCCACAGGUCAGAUGCAGUGCAAGCGACACACAACAUCCAAUACAAUGACCUCUGACAUUCAGGCUGGACGGGCCCUCACGUUGCUCUCAAUCCUCCUCGGCCUCCUCGGUUUCAUUGUCACCCUCAUGGGCGGAGGAGUGGCCAACUGCAGCGGGGCUCCUCCUGACCCUUUGGAGCCUCUGACGACCUCUUCUUCCAGGAAGAAGGCGUCACUGUUGGGUGGAGUUCUCUGUAUCGUAGCUGGCAUCCUGUGCGUGGUUUCAGUCAGCUGGUCAGCAGCAGCAACCUCCUUACUCUACAAUGACCCUUUGGUGGCUGCAGCCCUGAAGAGAGAGGUGGGCUCCUCCAUCUAUAUAGGCUGGGCCUCCUCCCUGCUGCUCCUGCUCGGUGGUGUUCUGAUCUGCUUGGUCUGUGGGGAUAAGGAGAGAUCCCAACCCCAUUACUACUCCCACAUGCCAUACAGCAUUGAUGCUCAGUUAGGUGACAGUUCAUCCCGUGUGGCCAUUCUGAGGUCUGAUGACACGAGAUCAUACAACUCCAGGAUUUCUGAUCGUCCUUCAGCAAGGAGGGUGGUAGAGCACAUAGCUCAGGUGCAUGACUAUAACUCCCCGAAUCAAGCUCAGAGUGAGGUUGGGAGGUAUAAUCAGCCUCAGGGGACACAACCAGGAGUCUUCUAUUUUAGAGACACCACACAAGAGGAAAAGGCUUAUUCAUGGGCAUGAAUCCACAUCUGGUGUGUAAAAUCUCUAGCAGAGCCAGUGCCCACUGACUAUAUUCACAGUAUAAUCUAAAUCUGGAUGUGUGUAUCACCAUAGAUCAUUGUUAGGAGAGUAAUUAUUAACACUAUUUUUGGACAGAUCAAUAAAGUUUGAUAUCAUUUUCAUUACUCUUGAUAUCUAGGUUUACAAGCUGGUGGUGGAUCAGUCAUUAUAAAUUUAUGAUGAUUGGCCAGCAAUAGUACAAACCUACAACACUUUAUUUCUAAUUGUAGUGGAGAGCUAGACGGUUCCAAAUAUGAUUAAACUGUGUCUAAAAUAAUGCAUGAGGCUACUGAUAUGGGUGGAUGGAUAAAUGGAUGGAUGGAUGGAUGGAUGGAUGGAUGGAUGGAUGGAUGGAUGGAUGGAUGGAUGGAUGGAUGGAUGGAAUGGUGCAGCCUUAAAAUAAGUCUUGAACAUUGUACUGGAAUUUCUGGAAUAAUAUUUUCUACCGUAAAGGAAAUAAAAGGGAAAAUCUGUUGUGUAGAUAGUGAACACACAUUUUAGGUUUCCCAUUAUAUUUCAUCAUAGGAUCUACAAGUUUUCUUCCUCCAGAGAUAUUGUUCUGAUAAAUGUUGAUUUAAGACUUCAGUAUGUUUUUCUGAGCAAGGCAAAAUAUAUAAUAUUAUCAUGUCAAUGAUAAAAAACAAACAGGAGUUUAGAAUUAUAAUGGAGAUUAAAAUGAUAGUAUAAAUAUCUUUUUUUCUGUUUUAAACAAGUAAUAAUAAUCAGAAUUACUGUUUUCAUUUCAGAUUCACUUUGCUGCUUUCUCUUUAUGUACAGGACUGAGGAAACACAAUCCUCACUUCAUGUUCUUUUUUGUUCGGAUACAUUUUUACACUUUGUUACAAUGACUCAUCUGAAUGAAGGUCAGGUACAGUUUUGUCACAAGUGUCACAACUUUAGCCAAAAGUGUUAAUGUCAAGGACAUUUUUGGAGAACAGAUGCCUGUUCAGCAAAUAUCUGCUGAAACACUCAGCAACACAGUGAACAUAGAAUAUUAAAUAUAUAAACAUCCUCCUUUGCUGACAGGACUGGAGAGAUUUUCCCUGCACGCAUGUUGUGAUAUAGGCACGGUGCUUUCACACACCUUCAUGUGCUGCUGGUAUCGAUUGGCGGUGUGAUCGCUGUGGAGGUCAUGUGAUCUCUCUGGGUAAUGUCUUUUGAUCUCUGACAGAUGAUUGAAUUUACAUUCACUGUGAAUGACUGUCACAUAUUUCAGUAAUGCUGUAAGAAUUUUGAUUUCUCAACCGGAACUUCACUUAGUCAUUUAUGAAGUGAUGACAAUUUGUAUUUAAAAGUCACAUGAAUAAUUGUAAAG